GCAAUGCGUGAACAUGGGCUUGGGGGAACCAGCUGUCAGACAGGAGACCCAGUUUGCUCCAGAGACUGUCCUGAGUGAAGAAGAGUGUAAGGAAGCCAUCACAGUGAUUAAGUAUUCAGCCGAUGAGGACACAAUCAAGAAGAAGAUGAAGCUCACAUUUGACUUCCGGCGCAACAUGGUCCUCUACCCCCAACAGCCAAGCAAAAUACUCUCUGUCUUUUCACAUUUCAAAGAUGUCAAAGGCUUGGUGGAGCAGGAUUUUGUCCUGAUGUUUGAAGAAGACGUGUCUGGCAAGUUUCUGGAGCAACAGAUGACCACGUUCAAGAGAAAGAUCAUCCAACAAUGCAGAAAACUUCCAACCACCAGUGACCUUGAAGAACUUCUCCUGGCAGCUGACCCUCCUGAGGAUGCCACUGAAGUGGAUGAUGACAUGAGUUGGGAUAAUGACCUCUCAUCAAUUUUGCUGCUGCAACACCUCAUUCCCCCCUCUGCAUUGGGCCAAAAGAAACCUUGGAAGAUGUCUGGCUAUCAACCAGAGAAGCAUCUUGUGGUCUUCAAGAAUACAGAAAUCAGCAUUCAAGAACAUCUUGAUGCUGUCAUGAGCACACAACCCUAUCUCCUGGCUGUGGGACAGAGGAAGAAAGUAGAUCACCAGUUCUUCAUCCUUGACAAAAAUGUCAUUGCUUGCAGGUCAACUUCUUCUCUUGGUGCUUUUGACGAACUGUUUAAGGCACAUUACGUGUUUGCCGCAACAUACAACCCUGUGUUAGUUUCUUCAAGCAACAAUUAAAAAGCAUUAAAAACAUUACUAAAACAUUAGCGAAAAAGCAUAAAAGUUACAUGGCAAUGUAUCAUGAAUCAUUUGGCAAGGAAAGAUUCAGUGUAGGUCCAGGAAAGAUGGUGACACUUUGUGAGUUAAAAGAGGGAGAAGCGAUUGCUGCAAAGUUUGGAAUUGUUUCGACAACCAGUGUGGUUUCUGCCAAGUGGAUAAAAUACUAUGGUACAGAGUACCGUCCUGACUUUAUUAUAUGUACUGAGGUAGCAUGUGAGAUGCCUGUAUUUUGUAAGAUUCAAACAAUUGUUGUAAAAGAUGACAGUGUUUUGCUCUGUGGAAAAUUGAUGGAAACCAUGUGUUCUGAUGACCACUACCAUGCCUUUAAGGUCAAGCUGCAUCCAGAUAAUGUUCGAAAGGUUUUGCAUAUAAAUGAUCUGUUAUACUUCAAACCAUUUGAUGUUCAAAUGAAGUACGGUACGACAGAUACUGCCUUAUAUGCGGUUCCAUAUUGCCAUUUUAUGCAGACAUAGGAUAAUUUUGCUAAUGGUGUUCUUAAGAGACUGAAGUUAACUGUUUGUGGACUUGA
Xiphophorus maculatus (southern platyfish) is the source of this 1361-nucleotide messenger RNA. RefSeq lists its product as uncharacterized. NCBI's taxonomy places the organism in Eukaryota, Metazoa, Chordata, Actinopteri, Cyprinodontiformes, Poeciliidae. The record is from RefSeq and is a predicted model, not a curated record. The transcript has 4 exons. The coding region runs from base 14 to 790 and encodes 258 amino acids.